This is a messenger RNA of Penicillium argentinense, 714 nucleotides long. RefSeq names its product RNA methyltransferase. Gene Ontology annotation, cellular component: nucleus. The record is from RefSeq and is a predicted model, not a curated record. The transcript is spliced from 4 exons. Gene Ontology annotation, molecular function: RNA cap trimethylguanosine synthase activity. Lineage: Eukaryota; Fungi; Ascomycota; Eurotiomycetes; Eurotiales; Aspergillaceae. Gene Ontology annotation, biological process: 7-methylguanosine cap hypermethylation; 7-methylguanosine RNA capping. The coding region runs from base 1 to 714 and encodes 237 amino acids.
AUGGCCGACGAAGAGGAGGCACCUCCAGACGUGCAUCACUACAACAGUCUCGAGGAAGUUCCGUGGGAUAUUCAAAAUUAUUGGUCUCAGCGCGAGCGUAUCUUCUCCAAGUACGAUGAGGGUAUCUGGCUUACCGAUGAUGCUUGGUUCGGCGUAACACCAGAGCCUGUUGCCAAUAAAAUCGCGGAGCACAUUGCAGAGGGUGCCCCCACAGGACGCAGCAUCUUGAUCGAUGCCUUUGCCGGUGCCGGGGGAAACGCGAUUGCUUUUGCGAAAAGUGGGAAAUGGAAACGGGUUUAUGCGAUCGAAAAGAAUCCCGCUGUCCUGCAAUGCGCAAGGCAUAAUGCAAAGAUCUAUGGCGUUGACAAACAAAUCACUUUCUUCGAAGGAGACUGCUUCGGAAUUCUCAAGAAUCAACUCAAGGAAUUGGCACCCUACAGCAUCAUCUUUGGAAGCCCUCCGUGGGGCGGCCCAGGCUAUCGCUCUGAUGAGGUAUUUAACCUGCAUACUAUGGAGCCAUACUCCCUCGAAACUCUUUACAAGGAAUUUUCGGCCUUCAGUGAGCAUAUUGCGCUGUAUCUACCCAGAACAUCGGAUGUGAAACAACUGGCAAAGUUUGUUGAAGCGGAUCGCAAGGCGACGGUGAUGCACUACUGCAUGGAAGGUCACAGCAAAGCGCUGUGUAUCUACUAUGGUGGGUUUAAUGUGCACUGA